Molecule: messenger RNA, 3522 nt
Organism: Coffea arabica (coffee)
Lineage: Eukaryota; Viridiplantae; Streptophyta; Magnoliopsida; Gentianales; Rubiaceae
Source: RefSeq, a predicted model, not a curated record
GCUGGCAUUAUUAGUCGAACCGGCAACCGGCAAGGACAUUUGCUUCUCCAGUUUCGCCAAAAUGGCUCUUUCAGUAUUCUGCCGAAAGUGGAGAUUCUGUUCUCUACCUCCACCAGUGGUACCAUGCCGGAGUUUUCGAUCGGACGCAGCUCUUGAAGCCCUAUCCAAGGCCUCCGAAGCCAAAACCCCAAGCGUCCUCGUCCUCUAUAACUAUCCUUCCUUCUCCGGUGCCUUCUCCGCACUCUUCGCACAUCUCUACCACUCCCGCCUCAAUCUCCCUUGCCUCAUUCUGCCUUUCUCGUCCGCCAUUCCCUUCCGGGUGGAAGAUGUGUGCAUUCAAGGACUUAAAGAGUGCUACUUUCUUGAUUUUCUUGGCCCAAAAGGUUUUGCUUUAGAGCUUUUCAAGCAAACAUCUUGCAAGGUAAUAGGAUUUGAUCAUCGUAAGUCGACGUUGGCGAAGAUUCCUGCUCCUAAGGAAAAUUUGAAUGAGAACCUUGCGUUACAUGUCAAUCUUGAGAAGAGUAGCUCCUUUGCUGUCUAUGAAUAUUUCUCUUCUAAGCUUUCAGAAAUUGUCUCGGAUGAUGAGAACAGUAUAGGUCUGAUAGAUCCUAAAGACCGAGAGCGUGUGGAAUUGGUUCUCAAGUACAUUGAAGAUGGAGAUCUUCGUAGAUGGAGUUUGCCAGACAGCGAAACAUUUAAUGUUGGUAUUCGUGAAUGGCGCUCGAAGCUCAACUGCAUCACUAAUCCACAGAUGUAUAAGCAGUUGAUGGAGAUGAGUGCCAUGGAUAUAAUUGCUGGAGGCAUCUCCUCUGUGUCUACUCGACAGAUUGCUGCAAACAAAUUGUUGGAUAAGGUUUUCAAAGUUCGGUUGGGCAGAGGCUUGUAUGGGGAAUGCCUGGUAAAAAUAAAGUUAUCAUCCUUCAGGGGGUCAGACUUUAUGGUAGUUCAGAUUUAAUUGAUGAGAUUGGCAAGGAACUUAGCAGAAGAAGUGCUGUGGCUGGACUAAGGUCUAUAGGAGCUGUUGUUUACAUGCAACGAAACAAUCUUAAAAUGUGUUUGAGGAGCAUGGAUGUCAAUACUGAUACUUCCGAAAUUUCUAAGGCUUGUGGUGGAGGUGGCUCUCCAGGUUCCAGCUCCUUCAUCAUCCGGAUGGAUGAAUAUAACAAAUGGCUCUCAUCAUGCUCAUCCUGAGCUUAUUAAGGAAAUGGCUGUACAAUUAGUCGAACCAGCAACCGGCAAGGACAUUUCCUCAUGAAGCUUAGCCCAAUGGCUCUGUCAUUGUUCUCCCUUCCACUGUCCCCCACGACCACCAGUGCUACCAUGUCGGAGUUCUACAUCGUAGGCCAAAACCCCACAUGUCGUCAUCUUCUACAGCUAUCCUUCUCCUCACUCUUUGCACACCUCUACCACUCCCGCCUCAAUCUCCCUUGCCUCAUUUUGCCUUUCUAUUCCACCAUUCCCUUCUGGUAAGACUAAUACUACUAUAUUCACAUUUCCUCCAAGUUGAUUUUAUUGUCCCAAAAAAAAUGAAAAAAAAAAAAGGCUAGCAUGUCUAGCAGUAAUAUAUUUCACUAAUCAGUUUCUUUCAUAUAGUGUGGAAGAUGUUUGCAUUGAAGGACUUAAAAGAGUGUUACUUUCUUGAUUUUCUUGGACCAAAAGGUUUUGCUUUAGAGCUUUCAACAUUUCCAAAGCUUUUCUUGGACCAAAAGCAUUUUUGGCAUAGAAGUUGCAUAAGAAUAGGAUAUCAUAAUACAUCAAAGCAGCUGAUUGACAUAUUUUUCCUACUUAAUUGGGAUUGCUAUGGGCUUUGAGAUUUCUUGGAGGUUUAGCAUCAGAAUGUUGAAGAAAUAGUUGUGUACUAAAUGUAAGAUACCUAAAGUCCUCUGUGUUAAUGAAAAAUCCGAUGAGGCUACAAAUGCAGAUGAUGUGUAUGAUCACUUAUGCAUUAGUGCACUGGACAACCUUCAACUGCUAUGCCUUUGGCUGUUGGACAUGCUGCCAAUUCACAGUAUUCCCCAUUUGUACCCCACCAAGUCACUCCUUUAUUGUCCAUUCCGAGUGUGAAGUAUAGCAGCAUGCCCAUGAAAUCUAUACCAGCAUCCAGAGCUGCUGAAAGAAUGUAAUUGUACCUUUGCCACCACUGCUUUCGGUAAUGGAAGACAAAAUAGUUGAAAAUGAGCCCUACUAUGAUCUAGGCAUUGUAAUUUAAUCGUGUUGCUGGUGGGAUGGCACCUCCUCCUCCCAGAAGGACUGGAAGGUUUAUUAGAGGAAUCCAAGAAUGCUUUGGAAAUGCCUUGUGGAAGAGCCAAACUAUAGUAGAUCCCAGGGCCCCUCGAAGAAAAAACCAAUUCAUUUCAGAGUAGUUUCCUAGAGUUCCAAAAAUCCUUUUAGGUCCAACCAAACCCCCUAUGACAGAUGCAUCAAAGAACGCCCUAUCUCCAGGGUAUGUCCAUGGACUAUCUGGUGGAAGGAGGUCAUCCUGGCAGAUGUUCUCAAUGGGGUGCAGCUGCCACCAUGCCACAGUUAUGAUGCUGAUUGGAAGCGUGAAGACAAAGGCCAAGACACUAGCAAAGAGGAGACCCCACCAUGGCAUCUGAACUUGUUUGUUCAAGAAAAUGCAGAGUAUUAGCGAGACUAAUAACGUUAUAACGAGCAAGACAUGAAACCACCAUGAAGGAAGGAUGCAACAACAGACCAAUCCAGUGUUAAUGCUCCUAUACCAAGGCCCCUCAUACCAGAACCUAUUUGCUGGGCAGUGACUGACUUGGAGAAUACCCAACAGACCCAUGAGAUGCUGGAGAGUGUUGUGAAGAGGUAUCCCGGGAACAGGUACCAAGAAAAGCUGCAGAUCAGUGCAACUAGGAAGAAUUUUGCCCUCGUCAUGCGCUGCUCAUCUUUUUCAUGCAAGGCCCUGCAAAAGAAAAAUGAAUGUUAUUUAACUUGUUUCAGAAAAAGAAUUGCAUUGUGUAGAUUGUGAAAAUGUUGUUGAGAAUAGGCAGUCAAGACAAAAUGAAAAUAGGGAGAUACAUUGCCGGUUAUAAAAUGAGUUAAUUUGUGGUAUCUGUCAACAACUAGUGCUUGAACAAUCUCGGAUGCGGUUUACGAUGAGAAAUGAUGAUGUUAAUUUGGCGAUAAGAACUACUCGUUGCAACAAUUAUUAUGUGAUGUAUUGUGGUUUCUCGUGCUGUAGGCUUGUGGCCAACCAUAGAUGCCUCUCAGCUAGCUCAUAGUACACUGUUCCUCUUAAAUCAUCCAGACAAUUUGCUGCAAUCAGCAAAGAGAUAUGAAUGGUUCUCUGGGCACUACAAAGCCCUAAACGGAGGAGUCUCAACUCAACAGAUGGGAUUGAUUCAAAGUUUUUCAUUUCUCUCAACAGAUGGGAAGUUCAAAUGCUGAAACUGGAAAGCUCAUAGAAUAGAAGUGCUAAUUUUUUAUUAACCUCUUGUACAGUACUUGAUGAUAUUAAGUGGAGGGAAGGUCUUCUAAAUUUCUAAUAAACAAAACAAAAUUCUCUGACUGAGC